AUGUCUGAAACCGUUCCGCAAAGGCUCAAGUUCAAACGAACUCGUGAGCAUUUACCGAUCGUCGGCAUCAGUGGACCGCAAACUGCAUCUACUCAAGCAGUUUUAGCGGAAGUUCAUUCGCUUGCUACAAACUAUGUGGCAAAUCUUAAGUUCCAUGUCUUGCCACGAGUAACCGUCGAUCUUCCAACACGAAGCAUUGACAUCCGUUCCUGGAAUGUGCCGAAGGAGAUAGUGUUAGCCGAUCCAACGUUCCACGAGUCUGCAGCUGUAGAUCUGAUCAUAGGAGCAGAAGUCUAUUUGGAGCUGAUGAUUGCAGAGCGUCAAAUGAAGCUGGGAGAUUCUGGUCCAAUUUUGCAAAAUACUCUUUUGGGCUGGAUAGUUUCUGGAGGGAUUCCGGAUGAGUCAGCUGUUUUACCAGUCGUGUCAUCGUGUGCUGCAGAGAAUAUUGAAGAAGGACUAGCACGGUUCUUUGAGCUGGAAUCGUGUCGCACCACCAGCACAUUGUCACUAGAAGAGUCGGCAUGUGAAACACACUUUGAGAGAACGACGACGAGAGACUCUUCCGGCAGAUUCGUUGUUCAGCUACCCAAGAAACAAUUUCUCGUUGACCGCUUGGGAGAUACUCAGCUAAUCGCUACUCGUCGCUUCAAGGCUUUGGAGCGCAGAUUGGAUACCGAUCCAAUCGUGAAGAAAAUGUAUUCCGAUUUCAUCAACGAAUAUCUUCGGAUGGAGCAUAUGAGUAAGAUUUCAGCACGAGACCUAAGCACAGUUCCGGUAGCAUACUUCCUACCGCACCAUGCGGUAUUAAAGCCCGAUAGCACCACGACCAAACUGCGUGUCGUGUUUGAUGCGUCGUGCGCUAGCACGUCUGGAGUUUCAUUAAAUGAAGCUCUCAUGGUGGGUCCUGUGGUUCAGGAUGACCUAACUUCCAUAACACUACGCUUCAGAUUGAGGAAGUACGCGAUGACAGCCGACAUUGAGAAGAUGUAUAGGAUGAUCAAGAUGCAUCCGAUGCAUCAUCCACUCCAAUGCAUAGUAUGGAGAGAGGACUCAACCAAGCCGAUUCGAUUGUUCGUGCUGACCACAGUCACGUACGGCACGUCUUCAGCACCGUACUUGGCCACGCGUUGCCUGAAGAAGUUGGCGGAGGAUGUGAAGAACAACUUCCCUGCCGCCACUGAUACGAUUCUCUACGAGUUCUACGUCGACGGCCUGGUUGGACCUAGUCUUGUUCCAGCCAAGGUAUUUCUCCAGGAUCUUCGGAGAACAAAGUGCUCCUGGAACGAUAUUCUACCCGAAGAGCUUCAAGUGUGGUGGAGAGGAUUCAGAGAAAGUUUGGAAGGUCUGACUUUGUUGCAAGUACCUCGUUGGAUCGCAUUCGGAAGCGAAACAUUGUCCGUCGAGCUCCACAUGUUCUGCGACGCAUCCCACAAGGCGUACGGCGCCUGCAUCUACCUCAGGUGUGUCUCGUUCGAUGGUACAGUUUCGUCAUCACUGGUUACCGCUAAAUCUCGUGUAGCUCCGCUUGAAGACCUAGAGAAGAAACGAAAACAAAUAUCGAUUCCACGAUUGGAGCUCUCGUCUUCACUAACAGGCGCACAUAUGUACGAAAAAGUCGUCCAAAGUCUCAAGAUCGCAGUUCAGCCGUAUUUUUGGACCGACUCAAUGAUCGUUAAGUGUUGGAUCGCAGCGCCUCCGUCUCGUUGGAACAUUUUCGUGGCCAACAGGGUGUCUGAAAUUCAGCACAUUACACAUGGAGGUAUCUGGAAUCACAUAGCCGUCUUGGACAACCCGGCCGAUGUUCUAUCAAGAGGAAUGGAUCCUCAUCAGCUGAAGGAUUUCCAGAUGUGGUGGCAAGGGCCACCUUGGUUACGGUUAGACAAAACCUUAUGGCCGACAUCGGCUAACAUAAAUCACGAGGACCUAGAUCCUCUGUUACUCGAGGAACGCACAACGGUAUCGGCUCCAGCGCAAGUUAUUGAACCUAGCACAAUCUUCAGCCUUCGAUCGUCAUUACAAGAUUUAGUUCGCAUCGUAUCACUCAUUCGGAGAUUUGUACACAACUGUCGAAACACUAGUGACCGCAGAGUAGGCCUAGUGCGACUUGAAGAACGAGAAGCAGCUUUAAAUCAGUUACUGAUCCUAGCUCAAAGAGAAAGUUUUCCAGAAGAACUAGUCGCGUUACGUAAGAAUGGAGAAGUAAAACCUACGUCUCGCUUAAAGCAACUAUGCCCUCGCUUGGUAAACGGAUUAAUCCUCGUCGGCGACCGGCUUCGAAACGCUAACAUUUCAGCCGGUCGAAAGCAUCCUAUAGUUCUGAAUAAUCAGCAUCCUCUUUCGAUCCUCGUUGCGGAUUACUAUCACAAGAAAGCCCUGCACGCUGGGCAACAAUUGCUCAUCGCCAGCAUGCGGGAAAGAUACUGGCCGAUUGCAGCUCGUAGCUUGGUAAGGAAAGUUAUUCAUCGGUGCGUCAAAUGCUUUCGGGCUCGACCGAAGAGUUCCGAACAACUCAUGGCAGAUUUACCAGCCGAGCGGGUCAAUACAGCUCCACCGUUCCUGCGCGUGGGAGUGGACUACUGUGGUCCGUUUUAUAUUCAGAACCCCUAUCGCAAGGGUGGUUCAAUCAAGUGUUUCGUAGCAGUAUUUGUGUGCCUUGUAGUGAAGGCCGUUCAUCUGGAGGUCGUUGGAGACCUCACAACACAAGCUUUCGUCGCGGCGCUGAGAAGAUUUGUCUCCCGGCGAGGUAGACCAGAGAUCAUUAUGUGUGACAACGCAACUAACUUUGUUGGUGCCCGACGCGAGCUAGACGAUCUUCGAAAGCUGUUCAACAACCAAAUGUUCGUAAAAGCGGUGACUGAAGAAGCUUCAUUGGAGAACAUCAACUUUAAAUUCAUCCCGGCGAAAUCCCCCAACUUCGGUGGACUUUGGGAAGCCGCCGUGAAGUCGAUGAAAGGUCAUCUUAAGCGCACUCUUGGAAACACCGUACUCGUAGCCGACGAAAUGGUUACCCUGGUGGCACAGAUUGAGGCUUGCCUCAACUCGAGACCAGUUACGCCACUCUCGAACGACGCAGACGACUUGGAUUUUCUGACACCAGGUCACUUUCUUGUGGGUAGGCCACUCACAGCAAUACCAGAACCAUCUCUGCAAGAGCUCAAUCAGUCUCGGCUCUCAAGAUGGCAGCGAGUUCAGUACUUCCUCCAAUGUAUCUGGAAUCGUUGGUCAACGCAAUAUUUGUCGAGCUUGCAUGCUCGCACGAAAUGGACCAGACAACGGAACAACAUUCUCGUCGGGACCAUGGUACUGCUACGUGAGGACAAUUUACCACCUCUCAGGUGGCGAAUGGGUCGUGUCAGUGAGAUCCACCCGGGGAAAGACGGCAACAUCCGUGUUGUCAAAGUUCGCACGAAGGACGGAGACUUCCUUCGAGCGAUUUCCAAAGUGUGUGUCCUACCAAUUUCCGACAACGACACUCCGUCCACGUUAACUUACGAGGAGGAUUAA
Messenger RNA from Armigeres subalbatus, 3504 nucleotides. RefSeq lists its product as uncharacterized. The coding region runs from base 1 to 3504 and encodes 1167 amino acids. Gene Ontology annotation, molecular function: nucleic acid binding. Gene Ontology annotation, biological process: DNA integration. Lineage: Eukaryota; Metazoa; Arthropoda; Insecta; Diptera; Culicidae. The record is from RefSeq and is a predicted model, not a curated record. The transcript is spliced from 2 exons.